This is a messenger RNA of Musca domestica (house fly), 1072 nucleotides long. Its product is annotated as glutathione S-transferase 1-like. The coding region runs from base 227 to 844 and encodes 205 amino acids. Gene Ontology annotation, molecular function: glutathione transferase activity. The record is from RefSeq and is a predicted model, not a curated record. Gene Ontology annotation, biological process: glutathione metabolic process. NCBI's taxonomy places the organism in Eukaryota, Metazoa, Arthropoda, Insecta, Diptera, Muscidae. The transcript has 2 exons.
GUAAACUAACGGCCGAUAAGAGAAGUUUACGUCAUUUAAUCAUGCCUCAAUCUUAUCAGACAAUGCGAUAACAUAACUGCUCCCUUUAUUUUGUUGAUAAUCCCCGAAAAAUAAUUGGGCCAACAAAAAAAGUUCAAUCAAGGUGGCAAAUUAUUCCAUCGACAGAACUCCAAGGGGGGACACGCAUUUCUUCAACAACAAUUAUCAGGAAAUAGUUCAGUUAAUUAUGGAUUUCUAUUACCUACCCCCCUCUCCGCCAUGCCGUGCCGUGGAUAUGUGCGCCCAGGCAGUUGGUGUAACAUUGAACAAGAAAAUUGUCCACCUCAUGGAUGGUGAACACAUGAAUCCGGAGUUCUUGAAAUUGAAUCCCCAACACUGUGUACCCACGAUUGUCGAUGACGGAUUCGUCCUGUGGGAAUCUCGUCCCAUACUCAUCUAUUUGGCUGAGAAAUAUGACAAAUCCGGCCAGCUGUAUCCCAAGGUACCCAAAACUAAGGCCAUCAUCAAUCAACGUUUGUACUUUGAUAUGGGCAUUUUCUUCAAAAGUUUCAUGGACUAUUAUCGCCCGAUUUUGAUGUUCAAUUUACCCGCCGAUCCGGAAAAAUUCAAAGAGGUACAAAAUGCCUUUGAAAUGUUGGACACUUUCCUCACCAGCAAACCGUAUGUCGCCGACACGGACACAUACACCAUUGCUGACAUUUCGUUGGUCUCCACCAUGACCAACUUUGAGUCGGCCGGUUUCGAUUACAGCAACUAUCCGAAUGUGGCCAAAUGGUAUGCGAAUUGCAAACAGGUUAUACCCGGCUAUGAAUGUUAUCGACUGCAACGAUAUGAAAUAUUUUAAGCCCAGAAACUGAAACUAAAAAACUAGAGAUGGAGAGUGAAGAAUGAAAAACAAAAAAGAGAUGGAAGAAAAACUAUUUUUUUUAUUUUGGCUUGAAGUUACUUUGCGGUAGUGAAAUAUUUUCUUAUAUUAAGAAAGGCAAAACGAAAUCUGUAACAUGACUUUAACCUGGAAAAUUUGCUGAAUAAAUAAAUGUUACACUCGAGUGGAAAUUUAAGUCGAAAUAAA